ACGGUGGCGCCGAACCGGGACGACAGCCAGUCGAGUCGAAGCGCCGCAGCACCGCGUGGUCGUGGUCGGUCGAUUAGUCAGACGGUCGAGCCGAGUCGGUCAGUUCGAGGGUACGGGACGCCCGCGCAAGGAUUACAUCUCACGCAAGGGAAAAGGAUGGCGCUCUUCCGCUUCACCCCGAAACGCUGCCUCGACGUUCAGAAAAUAACAUCAGCAGUCUUUGUGCGGCAGCUCACCGAUGCGUCCUCCGAUCUUAAGAAGGUUCUUACCGACAGGAUCCCGAAAGAGCAAGAACGAGUCAAAGCCUUCCGUAAAGACCAUGGAUCUACCAAAGUCGGAGAAGUCACCGUUGACAUGAUGUACGGCGGUAUGCGUGGCAUCAAGGGCCUCGUGUGGGAGCCGUCGGUGCUGGAUCCGGAGGAGGGCAUCCGUUUUCGCGGUAAGUCGAUCCCCGAGUGCCAGAAACUCUUGCCGAAGGCGUCCGGUGGCGCGGAACCGCUGCCGGAGGGUCUCUUCUGGCUACUGAUCACCGGCGACGUGCCCACGGACGCGCAGGUGCGGGCCGUAUCGCAGGAAUGGGCGAGCAGGAGUUCGUUGAGCAGGAGUUCGUUACCCGAUCACGUGGUGAAGGCCCUCAACAACUUCCCCAAGACUCUACACCCGAUGACGCAAUUCUCGGCGGCGAUCACGCUGUUGAACAGCGAGAGCGAGUUCGUCAAGGCAUACAACAAGGGCGUACACAAGAGCAAGUACUGGGAGAGCGUGUACGAGGACUCGAUGAAUCUGAUCGCCAAACUACCAGUGGUGGCCGCCACUAUCUACCGUAAUCUCUACAAGGGCGGCAAGGGUCUGGGCUCUGUCGAUGCCGGCAGGGAUUGGUCCUGGAACUUCGCCAACAUGCUCGGUUACGACAAUCCGCAAUUCAUUGAGCUGAUGCGCCUCUAUCUGACGAUCCAUUCGGAUCACGAGGGUGGUAACGUGUCCGCUCACACCACCCACUUGGUGGGAUCUGCCUUGUCGGAUCCGUAUCUAUCCUUCUCCGCCGGUAUGAACGGUUUGGCCGGGCCGCUGCACGGUUUGGCCAAUCAGGAAGUGCUGGUGUGGCUGCAGAAGCUACGUGGUCAGGUCGGCGACAGUCCGAGCGACGAUAAACUCAAGGAAUUUAUCUGGAACACACUGAAGAGCGGUCAAGUUGUGCCCGGCUACGGACACGCCGUUCUUAGGAAGACCGAUCCGAGGUAUACCUGCCAGAGGGAGUUCGCGCUCAAACACUUGCCGGACGAUCCGUUGUUCAAGCUUGUUGCACAAGUAUACAAAGUGGUGCCUCCGGUCCUGCUGGAGACCGGCAAGGUGAAGAACCCAUGGCCGAAUGUGGACGCGCACUCGGGCGUGCUGUUACAAUACUACGGCAUGAAGGAGAUGAAUUACUACACAGUCCUAUUUGGCGUGUCGCGCGCCUUGGGCGUGCUCGCCUCUCUUGUUUGGGAUCGCGCUUUAGGACUGCCUAUCGAGAGGCCUAAAUCGCUCAGUACCGAUCUCCUUAUGAAAACCGUCAAAGCUUAAGGAUCGUCUCUUACCAAACCGACGAUUAUCAGCGUCACCUCGGAGUCUCGUUGUCCCGGCCUCGACUUUGUUCGAGCGUCGGCCGCGGCGCCGCGGAAUUUUGAUAGGAUAUCAUUUUGAUACCGAUCUCGCGACGGAAUCACCUCAACGAGCCCGCGCCUUAUCGAGCGAACGAGAACGCGAAUGGGAGAAAAAGAAAGAAGCGAGAAAGUGAGUGAGCGAGAGAGAGAGAGAGAGAAAGAGAGAGAGUGUGUGAAAGAGACACAAGGCUAGGUAUUAAACACGACAAAUAAUUACAUCUAGUAAUGUAUUAUCUAAAUGUAGAAUUAUUAAGAGCAGACACAUCAAUGUCCCGCGUCAACGAGGCGGAGGUUCCCGUUAAUUCUUUUCCUGCUAUCGAUAAUUUCGAAUAUGAGCGACAACAAACAUAUUACACAAGUACAUUAUGAUAAUUAAUUUUAUGAGUAUAUGAUAAAAUUGUUAGCAUAAUGUGAUUAUUGUUUGUUUUGUUUAACUUAUGAAGUAUCAACUGCUGGGACAGACUUAAACGUAGAUCACCCGUUGUAAUAGCCUACGUUAUUCUCGCAACGUAGCUGCUUGUACAAGUGGAAACGUAGAUUGGUCCAAUAGUAAAAAAACUGCCAAAAUUGCGAGGAAACCUAAGACAGCGCAAGAAAUCCGGAAGGUAACUUAAACGUCUAAAUAUUGAGAUUUUUAGAUAUCUCAAAAUAUUUCUUGGGUGUCUAAGGAUAUCUUCUGGAACUUGUUAUUUAUAGAAACACACACAUACACACAAGAUAGACAAAUGCAUCAGAAAUAGGUAAGGCAUUAUUGUAAAUAAAGUCAUCGCUCAAUACAAAGCAACAUGUUGACUACCGCUAGAAAUUUAGAAAAAAUGGCGUAAUGUCUACGGCGAUAAUGUUUAGACCAGUGACUCGACAGUCGCUAGAUUCAUCGUGUAGGCAACAUUAACGUUCAAAAAACAUCGUCGAGGCGUCUAAAAGAUAUCCAAACGACAAACGAACGUUAUUUGUCAUCAUUUAGACAUGAAAAUGAUGUCUUUAAUUGAUAAUUUGAUGUCAAAAUAAUGACAAAUAAAUAUUUUAAUCUGGAUCAAGCGUCACUUUUGACGACUUUUUAGCACUUUUAUGUCGCCCGGGACAUGUAGUAGCAUGAAUUAAUUAGAAAUCGUAAUGCAUUAUUGUUUCGUCUCAUCGUAUGAGAAAUGCACUGCCCCCGGGUAUCACAUUUCUUUUUCGAUCGGGUGAUUCUUUCGGAAAUUUAUCGGAUUUUCCAGCGGCAGAAAACGGUAUCGAAUUUUCGCGAUUAGAGGAUAGAUUUUCAAGGCAAUAGUCGGCAAUGGAACGCCGAAAAGGCGAACGUGCCAAUUAGCUCAUGAAACGUAGAUCUCCCGGCCGUUAGUUUACAGUCCCCUCUCACCUUCCUCAGGAAGUUUAUUCUAACUGAUUGUUCUUAGAAUGGCGAAAGAAAUGCUGUUGCGCGAGUUGCAGUAGUUGCGGAAUACUUAAUAGCGAGCAAUGACGCAGAGAGUGAACAUACUUAAAAAUAGCGUUUAUAGUUUCAACGGACAGCUACUCGCGGUCGCAUUGUAAGGAGAGAAACCCGCCGCAAUUCAGCGUAAAAUUAAGGAGCAUGACCAGUGGUGGACCCACUGUAAUAAGAAUGAAUGAGUGUGUGCAUAUCUUAUUUAUAACGAAUGUGAAAAUAAAUGGAUCAAAAGGCAACCGUGACAAAUCCUUUUUCCUUCGCGGGACUUGGGAUUCGCAGAGCGUCACAGAUGCUCUAUCGAGAGUACGCGUAACACUGUAAGAGCCGACGAAUACUAUCACUGAAUAUUCUAUCGAAAUACCGAAGAAAACUUGGGAGAACAUUCAACGAGACUUUGAGUCAACAUUCAAUAAGGCGUUGUAAAUUUUAACGUUAAGCGAAAUAUGCUUAAAGACAAUAAAAAAAACUUACUAGGUUCUGCACUGCACUAGUCAAUGAAUAAAUAAGAAAUUGAACAGUUGAUGAACAAAUAACAAAAUAUAAUUACAUUUUCAAGUAAAAAGUAUUUUAAUCAAGUCAUACGAAAAUUAGAUAUAAAAAUUAUCAAUUAAUUUGCAAUUUACUAUUUUGAAGUUCUAUUAUCUUUUACGAAAAAGUUAAUUAAUGUGCAUUUUCCCCAAUACAGAACUAUUAAUUUUAAUCUCAGUUUAACUUACUCUUUGUUUUUUUGUUUCCUUCUUGGAAGGAGAGAUAAGGAUAAAGAAUUAGUUAAACCGAGAUCAAGGUUAAUCUAUGUUGGUGGAAAUGGACACAAGAUUUGGUGGAAAUGGACUCAAGAUAAAAUUCAAAUACAAGCAAUAAAAAGCGGCAAAUAAGUCUAGUGCGGUGACAGUGCGUAUAAUUAUAUUUCACAUUUUAAUAAAAAUUAUUAAAACAUUGUA
This is a messenger RNA of Solenopsis invicta (red fire ant), 4013 nucleotides long. RefSeq names its product probable citrate synthase 2, mitochondrial (gene kdn). Gene Ontology annotation, biological process: tricarboxylic acid cycle; carbohydrate metabolic process; citrate metabolic process. The record is from RefSeq and is a predicted model, not a curated record. NCBI's taxonomy places the organism in Eukaryota, Metazoa, Arthropoda, Insecta, Hymenoptera, Formicidae. The transcript is spliced from 4 exons. Bases 157 to 1563 code for a protein of 468 amino acids. Gene Ontology annotation, cellular component: mitochondrial matrix.